CAACUCAUAACAUUUAUUUUCUCACUCUUUCUUUUUUUUAUUCAUCUCUCUCUAGCUAAAAUUAUAUAAAUCUCGAACUUGUGGAUAUAUAAAUAAAUAAUAAUAAAAUGGAGACAAUAGGAGGAAUAAGUAGUGGAGGUACGGGAUCAUCAGGAGAAGCAGAGGUGCGAAAAGGACCGUGGACGAUGGAAGAAGAUCUUAUUCUUAUCAAUUAUAUCGCCAACCACGGCGAUGGCGUUUGGAACUCUCUCGCCAAAUCUGCAGGUCUAAAACGCACCGGAAAAAGUUGCCGCCUUCGGUGGCUCAACUAUCUCCGCCCUGACGUACGACGUGGAAACAUCACGCCGGAGGAACAACUUACCAUCAUGGAACUUCAUGCUAAGUGGGGAAACAGGUGGUCCAAAAUCGCUAAACACCUUCCAGGAAGAACGGACAAUGAGAUCAAGAAUUUCUGGAGGACAAGAAUCCAAAAAUACAUCAAACAAACCGAUGUGACAGCAACAACAACGUCCUCCGUUGGAUCUCAUCACAGCUCAGAAAUCAACGAUCAAGUUGCAAGUACGUCGAACCAUAAUGUCUUUUGUACACAAGAUCAAGCGAUGGAGACAUAUUCUCCUACAACUACGUCCUAUCAACAUACCAAUAUGGAUUUCAACUAUGGUAACUACUCUGCGGCUGCGGCUACUGCGACUGCGACUACAACGGCAGAUUAUUCAAUUCCAAUGACUGUUGAUGAUCAAACCGGUGAAAACUAUUGGGGCAUGGAUGAUAUUUGGUCAUCAAUGCAUUUACUCAAUGGUAAUUGAUUAGUCAAGAUGGAUCAGAAAUAUGGAAUAUUACUUUAAGAUUUGUGAUUUUUAGGAGUACUGUAAUUAGUACGUGACAUGUAUAUGGUUUUUGCCUCGCUGCUUAGAGGUUUGGGGAUAUAAUUUAUAUGUAAUAUUAAUGAUCUAAAUCCUUGAUAUAUAUUUGAACUCCGUUUGAUGUUAUAUAUAAAUAAAACUGGAGGGGUCAUCUAUUCUUCGGAU
Molecule: messenger RNA, 1028 nt
Organism: Brassica oleracea var. oleracea
Lineage: Eukaryota; Viridiplantae; Streptophyta; Magnoliopsida; Brassicales; Brassicaceae
Product: transcription factor MYB21
Exons: 3
Coding region: 108-806 (232 amino acids)
Biological process (GO): regulation of DNA-templated transcription
Cellular component (GO): nucleus
Molecular function (GO): sequence-specific DNA binding; DNA-binding transcription factor activity
Source: RefSeq, a predicted model, not a curated record